AUGGAAAAUAUCAUUCAAUUCGUGGUUGGAGCGGCUCUUGGCAUCGCGAUCCAUCUGAAUGUCUUCAUUCACGGGGAAUGGCAUGUCCGUGCACCGCAGAUAGUUCUAUAUCACCUCGCCUACUUUGCAUUCCACUUCCUCCUCGUCAAGGCCUACUGGAUCAUUCCAGGGUACAUAAUUGGGAUAUUCUCGAGCAUCACUAUCUACCGCCUCUACUUCCAUCGUCUCAAGCAUUUCCCUGGUCCCAUCUGGGCCAGCAUCAGCAAGAUCUGGCACGCCUGGCAGGCCCGCCACCGCACCAAUUAUCUGGUCUUGGAACGGCUUCACAACGAAUAUGGAGAUUUUGUCCGAACUGGUCCGAGUGAGAUCACAGUCUACCAUUCAGAUGUUUUCAUGGCCAUUGACGGCCCAUCUGGCAGCUGCGUCAAGUCAGAAUGGUAUGAUGUGCUUCAUCCCAAGAUGUCCUUGGUGACUGCGCGUGACAAGAAAGUGCAUGGCGCCCGUCGUCGACAGUGGAAUAGAGGUUUUACGUCUCAAGCUUUGGAUGAUUACCAAGAACGAAUCAUUCCACUGAUUGAUCAAUUGGAAUGCUGCAUUGAUAAAGAUAUGCGCGCGGGAGAGGUUUCUGAUAUGAGGGACAUGUUCUUCUGGCUUGGGUUCGAUCGCAUGGGUGACUUCAUCUUCAGCCGUACUUUCAACAUGCUCUCCCGUGGCGAAUGGCACCAUAUCAUCUUGCUUCUACAGCGUGCUUUGUCUCUUCUAGGCCCGUUGAGUCCACUACCUUGGAUGGUUCACAUUGCUUUCAAACUGCUCCCCCGUGUGUGGGUUUUGCGCGACUGGUUCCGCAUGGUUUCGUGGUGCGAAGGGCAGAUGGUGGAUCGAUUGAAGACCCCCAAAAGCACUUCAAAGGUGCUAGAUGUGGCUCACUAUCUUCUUCAAGAUGCUCGAGAUGACCUGAAGCAAUUUCCAUGGCUGACAGGCGACAGCAUCCUAGCCAUCGUGGCAGGGAGCGAGCCUACAGCAGCUGUCCUUAUUGGACUCUUUUAUGAGCUGGCCAAGGCUCCGCACCAAGCAGAUAUGAUCGUCGAGGAGCUCAAGGACAUCAAUAUCAAAGACUCUCGAGCACUGGCACAGUGUACCCAUCUCGAUGCUGUGAUUUCAGAGGCUCUGCGCCUGUAUCCCGCCUUGCCAACCGGAGGAAAUCGAAAGACAACUAAAGAUGGUGUCACGAUCGGGGGAGUCUACAUCCCACCUGAGACCACCAUCGUCGCCCCCCGAUAUGUUAUCUCACGCCGCGAGGACUGUUUCGAACAACCACGAAAAUUCAUUCCCGAGAGAUGGUACAAGCACCCCGAAAUGGUCCGCAAUAAAGCGGCAUUUGCACCCUUCGGCACAGGCCAUACCAGCUGCCUCGGUCGAGCGCUCGCAAUGAAUGACAUGCGUCUCAUAACAGCCCGCCUGGUUCGGAAGUACCGCUUCCGCAUCCCGCCCGGCGAGACGGGCGACUCAGUCUGGAAAGACCUCAAGGACCAGUUCACGUCAAAUCCCGGCCGCUUACGGUUGAGAUUCGAACUACGGGAAUGA
Messenger RNA from Penicillium maclennaniae, 1584 nucleotides. RefSeq names its product cytochrome P450. Bases 1 to 1584 code for a protein of 527 amino acids. Gene Ontology annotation, molecular function: oxidoreductase activity, acting on paired donors, with incorporation or reduction of molecular oxygen; heme binding; monooxygenase activity. The transcript is spliced from 6 exons. The record is from RefSeq and is a predicted model, not a curated record. Lineage: Eukaryota; Fungi; Ascomycota; Eurotiomycetes; Eurotiales; Aspergillaceae.